Molecule: messenger RNA, 4843 nt
Organism: Cyprinus carpio (common carp)
Lineage: Eukaryota; Metazoa; Chordata; Actinopteri; Cypriniformes; Cyprinidae
Gene: tjap1
Product: tight junction associated protein 1 (peripheral)
Exons: 11
Coding region: 806-2872 (688 amino acids)
Biological process (GO): Golgi organization
Cellular component (GO): trans-Golgi network
Source: RefSeq, a predicted model, not a curated record
UCCCGCGCGGUGCUUCUCGUCGCUGCAUUCCAGCACUCCGUGACGAGCUGCGAACGCGUCGCGUCGGGAUUCCUGAGGAUUACCCGGCGUGCCCCGCGGGAAAGAUGGCGUUGGACGGGAGGAGAUGGAGAUAAACUUUAUCUGAAAUCGGGAACAGCGGUUAUCUGCACCUGCGAUUCGUGGUAAGACUUCAGCUCCUCGCGGAGAGAUACCGGCGACAGGACGCGGGUCCGCGAUCGCUUCAGACGGCGCGAGCGGAGAGAUUUCAGCGGCCGCUAGCAACUGUGUGUGUGUGUGUGUUAGCCAGCGAGCAGAAGAAGAAGAAGAAGAAGAAGAAGCGGGCAAAGUUUAUUCAGUUUGAGCAGGAGUCAAGACCGAUCUAUACCAAACUCUGGGUUUAACUGCGGACAGUUCACUAGCGCCAGGUCAUUGAUAGCCCUGAGGUUCACAUGCUGAACAGGGGAGGAGGAGCGAGACGUGAGCUAGAUUUGAGUUUCCUUGGCGACCGGAGGGACCCACUUGGGGCAAUGACUCUGGAGAAUGCAGCACACACUUGAGGAGGCAUCAAGCCAAGAAGCCCAGUCCAAAGAACAACAUCUGUUGUCUGCAAGCCAUGUUCCAAGAAAAAUGCUCCAUGCUGUGAAAGAUAAGACUGUGCAGACAUUAGGAGAUGGGGUCGUUCUGAACACCAGCAUCGUUUGCACCAGUCAUCUGGAAAGUGGGCUGAAGAGCGCUCCGGGCCUGAGGACCUGUGAAUGAGGACACCACUGAAACCAACUCCAGUUUCAGGACUAACGGAUGGUGUAUGGAAGCACACGGAUCUCCCAGAAUGACGAGUGCUGCUCCAGCCCGGAAACCGUACCGAAAGGCACCUCCGCAGCACCGCGAGACGCGCCACACUGUGCCAGUAUUUCGAGAGGAUGUUAGCGGGAGUGCCUUGCCAUCCGCCAGCCUUGCGCCGUCAGCCCAGCCUGACCCCUGCCAGGAGUCCUUAUCAGAUGCCGACAGGAUCAAGAUCCUGCAGCAGCAAAAUGAAGACCUCCGUCGCCGGCUCUCCCAGACCACUCAUAAGAUGGAGGCGAUGGAGACGGAGUUCGAAACCAGUCGACAUUACAUGCAAGCAGAGCUGGGUCGAACCAGAGACGACCUGGAGAAAAUGAGAGACAAAUUCAGAAGACUGCAGAACAGCUACACGGCGUCUCAGAGAGCUAAUCAAGACCUGGAGGAGAAACUUCACGCCCUGCUCCGUAAAGUGGAAAGAGACAAGAAAACCAUGGAUCAAGAGAUAGUGGAGCUCACGAAUAAACUCGUGGAUGCCAAAAACACUAUCGACAAGCUGGAGGAACUGAAUGAACGGUAUCGGCAAGAUUGCAAUUUGGCUGUGCAGCUGUUGAAGUGCAAUAAAUCGCAUUUCAGGAAUCACAAGUUUGCUGAUUUGCCAUAUGAGCUACAGGAUAUGGUGAACAAGCACAUGAAGAGUAGCUUGCCUAACAAGACUCAGGGCUCUCAGGGAGCUCAAGCCCAGGAUCCUGACACUCUAAGCCUGACUCCCGCAGACGUAGUGCCCACUUCAGUGAUUGCUCGUGUUCUUGAGAAGCCGGAGCCCCUGGUGCUCAACUCAGCCCAGUCUAGCAGCAGUGCAGGUCGGCCAGUGGCUGAAGAUGUGUUCGUACACGUGGACAUGACAGGACCCCAAGAUGACAGUGGAGGGCGUGAAAAUGGGGGUCCUGUUCAUGCCAGGCCUCCUGUGGGAGCUGGUUCUGAUCAGCAGCAUGUAAACGGCAUGUGUCGAAGCCAGGGCAGCCUGGAUGGUCCAACAGGAGAAGAUGGGGCAGCCCCUUCUUUUGAGAAGUUGAAUCCUUACCCAGCACCUCCACCACCAAACCCGCUGUACCCUGGUCGCAAAGUGAUCGAGUUCUCCUCCGAUGACAAAGUCAAGAUUCCCAAGAACAGUCCACUGCCCAAUUGCACCUACGCUACUCGUCAGGCCAUUUCUCUUAGUCUUGUGCAGAACGAAGAGGAGGCAGCCGAGCGACAGCGGACCGUGCCCAAUAGCCCUGCUGUGUCUGAUGGGGGUUGGCGGUCUGGGACCUCCUCAUCUUCUGGUGGAGGGCAUGCUUCUCACCAGCGCACACCUCCACAGAUGGAUGCUACGGACACCCUCUCCAGUCAUUCAAGUCCCUUUAGCAGCCCCCCUCAGCCUCCGAGCGCCUUUGCAAGCUCUGGUAGCUCAGAGGAGGACCUACUGGCCAACUGGCAGCGCAUGUUUGUAGAAAAAAUGGCACCAUCCACUGAAGGAUCCCUCGUCAACCGCACAUCCUUCAGCAGUGAGACUGUGAAAGAUCUCCAAAGAAGUCACAACGGAAAAUCAGGAGUAGGGGCUAUGAGAGGUGCUUACUCUGAUGGCGAGGAGGGAUCCUCGGCCCAGAGCUGGACAGCAAGUAGAGAGUCCAGUUUGGAUACAGACACCAGCAGCAUGGCAGACCUCCGUGCAAAAAAGACUCAAUACGGAGGUGACUUUUCCCAGGAAGAGGGUGAACACCUACUGAUGGCCCUUGAUCCACUUGACAAUGAUGGUGCUAGUGGUGACACCAUGGUCACCAUUGAGAGCAGUCCAGCCUCUGCUAAGCGUCAAGAGUUUGCUGAAGAUGCUGGCUCCGCAGGAAGUUCAGCUGAGGAGCGAGAUAUCCUGCCCCAGGACUUUCCUGUCAUCGGCUCAAGAGUCCUAGCAGCCCUUGAGGAUAAUGCAGACAAGCCCCCUCGGACUGGCUCCUCACGACCUCUGAAGAGCCCCAAGAGAAUGGGCGUUCAUCACUUGCACCGCAAAGACAGCCUUACCAGAGCUCAAGAGCAUGGAAACUUGCUGGACUGAGACUUCCAGGCUUAUUCUUCUCUUCUUUUUUUGACCUUGAGUGCUCUUCGUCUUACUAGCAAUCUCUAGGCAUUGCAGCAUACGACAAGUGGAAGGGAUCGGAUCAGCAUUGCUGUACUUAUCCCUGGUCAUGCUGCUGUUGCUGAGGCAUUAUUGUAACUCUUCUGUCCUCUCUCUGAGGCUUGGAGCUCUUUAAUCUGUGGAACCUAUGGUAUUGGUGGCUUCCGCUGGUGAAGUACUUCAGUCAGUCCGGUUUUGCAUGGACGGUGCUUCUGGAAUCGUACAAGAAUGUCAAAAAAAAAACAUUCAAAGUCCAAGACUUGAUUCUGUUUGAUGUGACAUGAUUGAGUGGGCAACAGCAGGACAAAGCUAUACAAUUACACUUCUGUAAGAGAAAGAGUUCAAGAUUGAGCAGCAUUGGGAAGGAUCCCUGUGGCACUGAACGGACAUGGAACAUCUCACAUAAUGGGUGUUUUGACAUUUGCUUUUGCCCUCGGGUGAGAGUUUUCUACCCAGAUAAUGAUAUCUACCCAGCAUCCCAGUGCAAGUCCUUUGUUACGGGAGAUUGGGAUGGCACCAAAUGGCCACAGCUUCACAGAUACCACUGUGUCAGGCAUUCUGCUGGCUAAAGCAGAUUAAAUGUAAUCUAUGGGGACUCUCUUGUCAAUUUUCAGUGCCUAACCCUUGCUCUGACAGAGGGGGCUCUCCAUCACCCUUUAAAAGAACAUCUUGUUCCUUUAGCCUGCUUUUAGUCAUCAUAAAUUGAGAGGAUCCUUCACCUUCAAUUUUCAGUUACCUCUCUUCACUGAUCUACCACUGUAUUUCAACACCCAAGCUAAAGACAGCUUUUGUACUUUAAUAAUUUGAAUUUGAUUUUGAUGUAUUCGGUAUAUGUUUUAAUGAUCAAGUAUACUUCCUGAUUUUCAUUCUCAUCUGUUUUGUUUGACUAAUGGUAUUUAAACCUGAUUAUGAUUUUAAGAGUUUUUUUGUGUAUUUAUUUGUCUUUUGCUGGUCUGAAGUGUCCCAUUACUUCCCUCAAAGCAGUUAAGCACUUGCAGAAGUGUGUAUAAGUGCAUAGGUUACUAAAUCCUGUCAUGAAAUGAGAAGGUAUACAAUCCCUUUUACACAUUAUUUGUUAUACUGUAAUACAAUAGAAAUUUAACCCAAACAGUGCCGUUUGGCAUUUUAAAUAUUUAAUCAAUUUUUUUUUUCUUUUUUCAAAGGUCAGUAUUUAAGAGUAAAAAAAAAAACUCUACAAGUAAGGCUGAAACAUUAAAAUGUGUCAUUGGUAUUUCAUGUCCUCCAAUUCAGAGAUAUAUUAAUGUGACCCUUUGCUGCUGACGGCACAAAUUGCCUUUCAGAGGGCAUAUUAAUAUUUCAAAACUAUGCAUAUAGUACUGUGUAAAAACACCACAAAAAAAAGCAAAGCUUUCUCUCUGUUAUGAUGACAUUGCUGACUUCUAAAUAAAAAAACAAUGAGCUAAAAAGCUGAAAUUUAAGCCAGAAACAUGACCAGAACACAAUAUUUAGAAGAUUUUUGUUUGUUCUUUUUAAAUCCUGAUUUCAAGAAAAGCCAUGUUUUGAUCUUAAUGAAUGUAAUCAUCUUUAUGUAGCAUCCGUUUUCAUUGGCUCCUCAUUCUUUAGCUGAUGCUAAUGCUUUAUGUAUUUUAAGGGGACUGUGCAUCCCGCCAUCAUUUGGUGUAUUUUUCUGUGUGUAUUUUUGUGUGUAAAUCUAAUUUCUCAUGAUUAUGGAUGAUCAAUCUGUCCAGCAGAUACUUUCUACAAGUUUUUGUUUUUUUCCUGUGCUGAGUGUUCGAGUCGUUUCGUUUCAAGCCUUGUUCAAAUAGCAUUUUAACAUUUAUCAGCUUUUCUCAAACAAAAAGUUUUAGAUGCAAUGACUACAAGCGUCCUCAUUCUUUUGUUUUGAUAAAUAUAUUUUAGAGACUAUUAAACUCUGUGUUGCCUUUUUAA